AAGUACGGGGGGGGUUGGGUUUUGGUUUUUUUAUGGUAAAGAUUUGCCAUUAGAAAAGGUGCUUCAGCGCAGGCCGGUCACCUAUAGGCUUCCUACAGCCACGCCGAAGGGGCAGAAGGCAAAAGCCACGCUAGCCUUAGAAAUAUAUAUUUAUUUUUCUGGACGUAACCUCCUUGCUGCUGUGUAAGCAGGGGGGCACGGCGGGGACAGCGAGUCCCUUGUCUGGGAGAAACCUCGAAGCAAGCAAAUCCCCAUGAAACCCCUUCGAAGAGGUGGUGGAGUGUCCCAUUCCGUAGCCAAGAUGUGGCUGUCUGUCUCCGUCCUGUGUGUCCUGGUGGCCUUCGCCAAUGCUCGCAGCAUUCCUUACUACCCUCCCCUCUCCAGCGACUUGGUCAACCACAUAAACAAGCUCAACACCACCUGGAAGGCAGGGCACAACUUCCACAACACUGACAUGAGCUAUGUGAAGAAACUCUGCGGCACCUUCCUGGGUGGGCCCAAGCUCCCCGAGAGGGUCGAUUUUGCUGCAGACGUGGAGCUGCCCGAUAACUUCGACUCGCGGACGCAGUGGCCUAACUGUCCCACCAUCAACGAGAUAAGAGACCAAGGCUCUUGCGGCUCUUGCUGGGCUUUUGGUGCCGUAGAAGCGAUUUCGGACAGAACCUGCAUUCACACGAACGCCAAAGUGAGCGUGGAGGUCUCGGCAGAGGACUUGCUGUCGUGCUGUGGCUUCGAGUGCGGCAUGGGGUGCAAUGGUGGUUACCCCUCUGGUGCAUGGAGGUACUGGACAGAGAAGGGCCUCGUGUCUGGCGGUCUCUACAAUUCCCAUGUGGGCUGCCGUCCCUACUCCAUCCCACCCUGUGAGCACCACGUCAACGGCUCCCGGCCACCGUGCACCGGGGAGGGGGGGGAAACCCCCCGGUGCAGCCGGCACUGCGAACCCGGCUACUCACCCUCAUACAAGGAGGACAAGCACUACGGCAUCACAUCCUACAGUGUCCCUCGCAGUGAGAAGGAAAUCAUGGCUGAGAUCUACAAGAAUGGCCCAGUGGAAGGAGCCUUUAUUGUCUAUGAGGACUUCCUAAUGUACAAGUCUGGGGUCUACCAGCACGUCUCUGGUGAGCAGGUUGGAGGCCACGCGAUCCGGAUCCUGGGCUGGGGGGUGGACAACGGCACUCCGUACUGGCUGGCUGCCAACUCCUGGAACACCGACUGGGGGGACAAUGGCUUCUUCAAAAUCCUCCGAGGUCAGGACCACUGCGGCAUCGAGUCGGAGAUUGUGGCCGGCAUCCCCAGCACGGAGCAGUACUGGAAGAGGGUGUAACCUUCUUGAUCAAACCACAAAUAAUCCUGAGUCCCUGAUGCUUUUAACCGAUAGCGGGUUGGGUGCAAAGCCCCCCCCCUCCCCCGAGAGACUAUAGUUGAGGUUUCUUUAUUAAAGCCUUUUAUCUUUUUUUUUUUUUUUUUAAUUGGUUUUUUAAUUGUAUGGUGGGGCUGGGGGGGGAAC
This is a messenger RNA of Egretta garzetta (little egret), 1507 nucleotides long. It is a transcript of the gene CTSB, whose product is annotated as cathepsin B. The coding region runs from base 254 to 1324 and encodes 356 amino acids. The transcript has 10 exons. The record is from RefSeq and is a predicted model, not a curated record. Gene Ontology annotation, biological process: regulation of catalytic activity. Lineage: Eukaryota; Metazoa; Chordata; Aves; Pelecaniformes; Ardeidae. Gene Ontology annotation, molecular function: cysteine-type endopeptidase activity. Gene Ontology annotation, cellular component: lysosome.